This is a messenger RNA of Penicillium coprophilum, 2691 nucleotides long. Its product is annotated as C2 calcium/lipid-binding domain CaLB. The coding region runs from base 1 to 2691 and encodes 896 amino acids. Lineage: Eukaryota; Fungi; Ascomycota; Eurotiomycetes; Eurotiales; Aspergillaceae. The transcript has a single exon. The record is from RefSeq and is a predicted model, not a curated record.
AUGAUCGGCGAGACCUGGGUCGAUCUACAAAGCUUGAUUAUUCCCGGUGGAAGUCAGAAUGAUCACUGGCACCCACUUCAAUGGCGUGGGAAAUAUGCAGGGGAGAUUCGAAUCGAAAUGACCUACUAUGAUACGAGAGAGCAAGAUGAGGUCUUGAUUGGACGCCGAAAAGAAGCCGCCGACCGGGUACAAGGCAAAGUCCCUAGUACUCCAAGCAGUACGGGCUUGUCCGGUCCCCGGCAAUUGAAAGACGUCAAGCGACGACCCUUGCCCAGUGGCCCUGCAGGGACCCCGGCACGAUCAGCCCCUCUUGAACACGCUCAGUCUGCGCCUCCAAUCCACCAUCCGGUCCCGUCAAGACCCGUCGUUCUUGAACAUUCAAACACUGUAUCUGGUGCCCCAGACACCAUCUCCCAUGCCCCGAGACAUUCAGAGCCUGCUUAUGAUGCAUCAUCUUAUCGCGUACCUUCUCCUGUACCGCCUCCCUCUCAGGGUGGGUAUGAUGGUGCUGAUAACUACACUCAAGAAUGGGACACCCCAGCUGUUGCUCCUCUCCGCCGACAGAUCACCCAUGAACUGCCCUCCAAUGAAUUUAUUGAAACACCUUACGACUCGCGCCUACUGCAGCAACAACAACAACAAGAGCUACAGCAACAAGAGUUACAUCAGCAACAGCAGCAACAGCAGCAACAGCAACAGCAACAAGAGCUACGUCAACAGCAGUUACAGCAACAAGAGCUACAACAACAAGAGCUAUUACGCCAAGAAGAGCUACAUCAACAAGAGCUACGUCAACAAGAGCUACAACAACAAGAGCUACGUCAACAAGAGCUACAACAACAAGAGCUAAUACGUCAACAAGAGCUACAACAACAAGAGCUACGUCAACAAGAGCUACGUCAACAGGAGCUACGUCAACAAGAGCUACAACAACAAGAGCUACUACGGCAGCAAGAGCUAAAACAGCAAGAGCUACGUCAACAGGAGCUACAACAACAAGGACAACAGCAGCUGCAGCUGCAACAGCGGCAAGGACAGCGGAAUCAUCCUGAGUAUGACCAGCCACCUUCUAGAGACUAUCGUCUCGUAAGACAAAAUCAGUACGGGGCGAAUCCCCACGAGGAAGCGUCGUACCAUUCCACACAUCAGGACCUCUACGCUCAGAUAGAGCAGCCCCGAUACGGUCUAGACUCUGUGCCGUAUGGGACAACGCAUACGCAUGGGUUGCCGGCUUCAGACUUUAUGGUUUCCUCCCUAGGCCCAAUGGAUGACCCGAGGUACCAUCCACACAAAGUUAGACCUCUACAAAUCACUGCCCGAGGUCAUGAUUAUCACCCAGAGUACGCCGGAAUGCAACCGCGAGUAGAGGAUGAAGAUGAUGGCGGGCCCCCACCGCCUCCACCGGCACACCGGUCACGAAGGGCGCACUCACAGCUGCCUACCCCGAAAACAUCGCCUCACCCCUAUGCACCCUACAAACCGCAGUCUUCUCGAUCCUCGGUCCCCCAUCUGCCAUCGACCAUGUCCACCCCGUCCUAUCGUGAUCGCUACCAGGAGCCUUCUUCAAUGGGGAAUUCCCCAGCUAUGCCUGCAAGCCUCGUCGCAGGCUAUGAACCGGAAGACUCGUCUGAGAGAGCAGCAUUUGAACGAUCAGUUCGCAGACGCAGCAACCAAUGGGACGAUGAGAUGAUGAUUUCUCAUCCAUCUGCACCAGUCCCUAUAUCAGAACCUGUCCAAUACGAUGGUCCCAUCCACCCUCUGCGAACAUCCCCCCGACCUAUUGAAGAAAGACCCACUUCUAGCAGAGGUGGAUCUGCGAGCCCUGAUAUGCGGGCCGUGACCCGGAAAUCAGUCAGUCCGCGCCCAUCUUCUUCGGACGUCUAUGAAGGUUCCUCGAUCCCUUUCUCUCCCGACUCCUACAUCUCUCUAAAUCCGAAUGCCUCACACACCCCCAGCCGAGAUCCUUCCCCAGCAUACGACUCGCCUUCGCAAGCUAGAGAUGCCGUGAUACGUGGAAAGACUGAACCCCAUCGAGAUAUGGAUCACCCAAUCAUCGGGGAUGAUGGCCGUGAGAUUGACCCCUCUGACCAUCUUCCCACCGAUACAUGGGCACCCGAACCAGAAAGGAAAAAUCGUAAGCCCGAGGUUAUUAUCCGUUUCAAACACUCAACUCGGCCAACUUCUAGAGGCGACGAGUCGCCUUCAACUCGCAGCACAGGCCCUCCACGCGUUGGAUUUAGAACAGAAACCACCACAUAUCCGUCGGAUCGCUCAAUCAAGUACACGCCCACCCAUGUGAACGUAAGCCCGGGGUCAAUGAUUCGAACUCCCCCUCGGCCGGACUACGUGCGCGAGCGCCCUAACAGCUAUGUGCAGCCUCGGGGCUACAGCACACCAACUUCGGUUGAGCGGCCCCGCUCUUCCCGAGGCUCGGUCUCGCCAUCGCCAGGGUCUCGUACGCCGCUAUAUGACUACAGUCCAGGUCCCCCGAUUCCGAGCAAGGUGCCAAUCACAGGAGGAAGCCCAGGCUACCCUGUCAUGUCGGGCAAUCCAAAUGGAAACGUUCGCAUGGAUGCCCUGAGUCGAGAGCUGAGUACGAUCGACAUUGGCUCUACAGCGUGCAGCCCUGGGCGGGGGGCCGUUCGAAAGUACAUACCAAGACAACCGGCAUCGAUUGGCUACGCUAGAUAA